AUGGAGAUGAUCUCUUUCAACAUGGACCACGGCUUUCUCGAAGGCAUCGUCCGUGGCUACCGCACAUCCCUCCUCACGUCCAACAACUACUCCUCCUUGACACAGUGCGAGACGCUCGACGACUUCAAGAUGCAGCUCCAGGCCACCGACUACGGCAACUUUCUUCAGAACGAGCCGAGCCCCAUUUCCACAUCUACCAUCGCCGAGAAGGCGACACGCAAGCUCGUCUCCGAAUUUGAGUACCUGCGCACCAACGCCACUCAACCCUUGAGCAAGUUCCUCGACUACAUGACGUACGCCUACAUGAUCGACAAUGUGAUCCUGCUCAUCACGGGCACGCUGCACGAGCGAGACACACACGAGCUGCUCGAGCGCUGCCACCCACUCGGCGUCUUCGAGACCAUGCCCGCUUUGUGUGUCGCCUCCACCGUCGAAGAGCUCUACGACUCGGUUCUUGUCGAGACCCCUCUGGCUCCCUACUUCCGCGACUGCAUCUCCAAAUCCGACCUCGACGACCUCAACAUCGAGAUCAUCCGCAACACGCUCUACAAGGCCUACCUCGAGGAUUUCUACGGAUUCUGCAAGUCGCUCGGCGGCACCACGGCAGAGACCAUGUGCGAGCUCCUCUCGUUCGAAGCCGACCGUCGCACCAUCAACAUCACCAUCAACUCGUUCGGCACCUCGCUCUCCAAAGAGGACCGCGCGCGUCUUUUCCCCAGCAUCGGCAAGCUUUUCCCGGCUGGAAACAACGUUCUCGCCAAAGCCGACGAGCUGGACCAAGUCAAGAGCGUUUGCGAUAACAUCCCUGAAUACCGCUCUUUCUUCGACUCGUCAGCAGCAUCAGGUGGCGGUCAACCUUCCGGCGGCGGUGGAUCGAGCGGCGAGGCAAACGCAGACAUGCUCGAGGACAAGAUGUUCAAGCUCGAGGUGCAGCUCAACCGCAUCCUCACCAUCACCCAGUUCCAAUUCGGUGUCUUCUACGCUUGGUUGAAGCUCAAGGAGCAGGAGAUCAGGAGCAUCACCUGGAUCGCAGAGUGCAUCGCCCAGAAUGCCAGGGAUAGGAUCUCGGAUUUCAUCCCGCCUUUGUAG
Molecule: messenger RNA, 1089 nt
Organism: Kalmanozyma brasiliensis GHG001
Lineage: Eukaryota; Fungi; Basidiomycota; Ustilaginomycetes; Ustilaginales
Product: ATPase, V0 complex, c/d subunit
Exons: 1
Coding region: 1-1089 (362 amino acids)
Biological process (GO): vacuolar acidification; proton transmembrane transport; vacuolar transport
Cellular component (GO): proton-transporting V-type ATPase, V0 domain; vacuolar proton-transporting V-type ATPase complex; fungal-type vacuole membrane
Molecular function (GO): proton-transporting ATPase activity, rotational mechanism
Source: RefSeq, a predicted model, not a curated record